Molecule: messenger RNA, 999 nt
Organism: Solanum lycopersicum (tomato)
Lineage: Eukaryota; Viridiplantae; Streptophyta; Magnoliopsida; Solanales; Solanaceae
Source: RefSeq, a predicted model, not a curated record
GAAUAUCUAGCGGCUAGAAUUUGAUCAGACAUUUCAUGCUAUCUUCUCCGGGGUGUGGCCUCACAAAAAUGGGAACUUGCUUUAGCUUUCAACUCUUUUAGCACAAAUAAUUGAACCACUGAAAAAGAAGAAGAUGAUGAUGAUGGACGGCGCCGUUGCGAUUUCACGUUUCUCUGCUUCAAACGCACCACUUCUCAUCCGAUCCAUGGCUACGCAAAAACCAACUCCAUCCACUAGUAAAAAGACAACAACUGUAUUUCCAGUAGGGGAGAAACCUAGGCCGGGCAAUUCUUCGUCUACACCACCAGUGAAGUUAUUGACAAGAGUGGAGCAACUGCGACUGUUAACUAAAGCAGAGAAAGCUGGUUUACUAUCAGCUGCUGAGAAAUCUGGACUCUCUUUAUCGACAAUUGAAAGACUUGGUCUUCUUUCAAAAGCCGAAGAAUUGGGGAUUCUUUCAGCAGCUACUGACCCUUCAACUCCAUCAGCACUCUUCAGUUUGAGUUUGGGAUUGUUGGCUGUGGGUCCUGUUUGUGUGUAUCUGGUGCCGGAAGAUUACCCUUGGCAAAUCGGUUUGCAAGUUGUGGUUGCUCUACUUUCUGUUGUUGGUGGCUCUGCAGCUUUUGGAGCCUCAAAUCUUGUUUCCACUUUGCAGAAAGUAAAUUGAAAUCAGGAAACUUAGAUGAGCAUGGAGCACGAAUAGCUGAGGUUAAAACCCAAGGCAAUACUCUUUUAUCAUAUCUUGAUUUGUGCAUGGGCCAUGUCAAUCUUCUCUGUAUCGUUUCAGUUUUAUCGAGUGUCCAAGAUCGGAUGCAAAACUCUUAGUACACAUAAAAGGAAAUUGCUAAUACACGUGUAUAUCUUUUGAAAGACACUGUGAAACACUUGAAUCUUGAUGAACUUUGCCAACUUGUUGGGGAUAAUGCUGUACAAUAUAACUGCACUGUUCUGUGAAGGGCUCAGAAACUUAGACGUAUUUUAGUUUUUUUUUUGCACUGC